AUGAUCCCUGAACGUGAAGAUGCUACUCUUGUUUCACCGAAAAAGUGUGUUACGAAUGGUAUCUGUUCCUUACCCGAGGAAGGAACUCUGAAGACUUUCAGACCUCAAGUUGAAGUUCAUUUGAAGAAGGGAAUCGCAAAAUCGCAACUGGAAGAAAAACUUCCAGAGCUGGAGACUUUGAUCAAACAACAAAGAAACAUUCGAAAUUGGAUCCCAGCUGAGCUCGUAGAAGUAGAGAUGGCAGAUCGUUCGAAAUCUCUUGCUGAUUUGAUCCAAGGUAUAGUUGUUGGCUGCAUGAAUUAUCCAGAUGCUUAUCCACUUGAUGAUAUAUUGGACAAAGUCCGCCCGGCACUGGUAAAACAACUCUCUGCCGAGGUGUGGCUCAACAUCUGUCGAUUCGUUUAA
Strongylus vulgaris is the source of this 405-nucleotide messenger RNA. The record is from the annotation of a GenBank genome assembly. Lineage: Eukaryota; Metazoa; Nematoda; Chromadorea; Rhabditida; Strongylidae.